AUGGCUAAAUAUGUUUAUAAGUACAGAGAUGAUAAAAUAUAUUUUACGAAUAAUUCUGAUGAUAAUCACAAUAUUUUGAAUCAAAUUAAUGAUACUAUAAAUAAAAGUUUAGAUAUUACUAAAAAUAAACCAGAAAAGGAAUUUUUUACUAAAAAUAAGCUAAUUAAACUUAAUGAAAUUAACAAUAAUUCAAUACUUGUAAAUAAUAAUCAAAAUAUUUUAAGUAGAUCUAAUUUAGAUAUAAGUUCUAGUGUAUCUGAUGAUAUGUUACUUGA
Molecule: messenger RNA, 275 nt
Organism: Dentiscutata erythropus
Lineage: Eukaryota; Fungi; Glomeromycota; Glomeromycetes; Diversisporales; Gigasporaceae
Source: the annotation of a GenBank genome assembly